Molecule: messenger RNA, 708 nt
Organism: Scedosporium apiospermum
Lineage: Eukaryota; Fungi; Ascomycota; Sordariomycetes; Microascales; Microascaceae
Exons: 4
Coding region: 1-708 (235 amino acids)
Source: RefSeq, a predicted model, not a curated record
AUGGUUGCUAUUCAAUUAAUGCAACAGAUUGUCGCUCAGUUCAUACUGUUACCUUUCCAUAGUCUACCCUGGAAGAUCGUGUCUUUCUAUGAAGAGUUGCCUUUACCGGGCUACGACUUCAGGGCUGUUGACAGCAACCAGGAGGAAUUGUGGAACUUCCCGCAGGUUUCGUUACACAGCCAUCAUCAUGAUUUGUGCCGUUUCACCUCACGCGAUGACCUUUCUUACGUCAAACUUCUCGAGUCGUUGCGAAAUAUCACUCUCGCACCCAGCGUUACAGACAAGCUCACGGUGCAUCCGACUCUUUCAGCAGCGGAGCACGAGGUGCUCAAAAGUCUCGAAUUUGAAGAUGCAUUCCCCAACACCCGAGAUGCCGCUCAGGGCACAUGUGAUUGGAUCCUCGAACACGAGGUCUACAGGUCCUGGAAAGAGCAGAGUUCUGGGUUGCUGUGGCUCCACGGCGGGCCAGGAACCGGCAAAAGUACCUUGAUGAAGCACAUUAUCAAGCAUGACUUGCCGGGAGGCACCACGAGCUCUACAUUGGGAGCUUAUUUCUUCUUCUCUCACAGCACCGCAAAUGGCUCCGUGACGAACCUUCUGAGGUCCUUCUUGUAUCAAAUCCUAAAGUCGACUCCGUCCUCCCUAACCUUCGAAAUAUUUGCCGCAUUUGCCGAGAGGAGGGAGCUCCUCGGCUCGGACUGGCCAUGA